This is a messenger RNA of Myiozetetes cayanensis, 1666 nucleotides long. RefSeq lists its product as uncharacterized. Bases 322 to 1659 code for a protein of 445 amino acids. NCBI's taxonomy places the organism in Eukaryota, Metazoa, Chordata, Aves, Passeriformes, Tyrannidae. The record is from RefSeq and is a predicted model, not a curated record. The transcript is spliced from 5 exons.
GCGGGCUGUGGGGAUACCGCGCCGCUGUCCCCGCACACCUGCCCUGCCCGGCACUUGGGAGCGGCGCGGCGGCGCUAACCGGGGGCUGCCCGUGGGUCACACAAGUUGCCGUCGCCCACGGAGGUCGAAGAGCGGGGGGAGACUUCCCCAGCCAAAUCGCCGCUUUUGGGGCUCGGGGAGAAGGCGGCGCGGGCUGUCGGUGUCCGAGGAAGGGGCUGGCAGGAGUCAGGCGGCGCUGUGUCCAUCCCUGGGCGCCCGGGGCGGUCCAGCCCGCGGAGCGCGGUUGCCUAGCAACGGGGCACGCGCGCGGCGGCUCCCGGGAUGCGGGGAUUCACCCUCGGCGUCGGGAUCCGGCCUGAAGCGUUCCUGAAGGAGCACCAGGUGCGGAGCCUCUUCCCGCUCCGUGGGCCGGUAGCGGGAGGGCAGGGGCGAUUUCCCGGGCUCCUCAGCGCAGAUACGCCUAAUAAAGAAUUCCCACCUGUCCCGCCUCAGCGAAGGCACGCGCAUGUGAGGGGCUUUUGUUGUUCUUUCCCUUUUACCCUCCCACAGGUGCUGCAGUGGUCAGUGCUCACUCAGCAGCGACCCUGGAGCUGCAGCCUGGCUUCGAUCCCUGUGGCUUGGAAACGUGGCAUUGGAAGAACCAGUCUGCUGGCAGGUGUAUCUGUUCACCAGCAAAUACCAGAGCAAGGGUCGGAGGAAUUCUACCAACUUCUUGUGGAGACCCAGUUUCAUCCAGCAGUACGCAUGGUAAGCUCCAGGUCCAUCUCACAUGUCCAGUGUUGUCACACUAAUAAAGACUCCCAUGGCUGUCUGCUGCCAAGAUGUCCAGUGACUUACUUUCCUGUUUGUGCAUGGAACCCCUGUCCUCUUUGUGCACCCUCGAUACCCUCAGCAAAAAGUCAUUUCACUGAUGCAUCCCCAGAGGCUUCCAGUUUAGUGAGGGGGGCUCGUGUGUUGGCAAGGAGAGAAACUGAUGGCUAUUACUACCUGGGCCACAUUGCCCAAGAGGUGAAGGGCUCCAGGGAACGCUUUGUAAUUGAGUUUGACAAAAGUCGUGCUCGGAGAGGCAAGGUACAGCUCCGCCUGCAGGAAACGCCUCUCUACGACAUUCUCCACUACGAGGAUGCCAGGAGACAGCGUCUCGCUCCUGGAGACAGGGUCUUGGCGCCGUGGGAGGCUAGAGCUGAACGUUUUGGCCCCGGCACUGUGCUAAAGGUUGUGGAGAGCAAGGAGGAACAUUUAGCACACAACAGAAGUGGAGUCCUUGUGAAUUUCUGGAAUGGGCAGACCAGGGAGGUGUCUUCUGACAAAGCUCUGCAGAUUCCUCUGCCCUUAAGCGAACGCAUCAUCCUAGAAGUGCAGAUGCCUUUAGCAGCCAGGCAGAUGGUGGUAGAUUCAAGCUUGCAUUACCCAUACAUUGUGACACCAGGUUAUAGAGCCUCAGGACGCUACAGACUGGGUCACUCAGACCUGGACUGCUGGCCAGGGGUCUGUGUUCAGCUCAUCCACGUGCUAAGUGCAGCUGGGGGUGCACCUCGCUCCCCCAGUGCUGCCUGGCAGCCUGGGAACCCACACGGCCUGCAGGGUGCAAAGUGCAGCAGGGAAAUGCCUUCAUCUCAGGAACAGGCUUGGCUGGAGAAGAGCUCAGCAAGAAAAUAGAAGAGGA